CACUGAACGCAACAAACGAAGACUGACAACAUUCUCACACCAAAAUUAAUCUCUCAACCUCGAACUCGAUUCUGCAAACGAUCUUAUUCUUCACGAAUUGAUGCAAUUGAGCGUUUUGAGCGCCGUGGAAGGCGGUGCCAUGGCUUUUCAAGCUGAACAGGAACGCCUCGAACGCGCCGAAUUGGAAGCUCCGGAUUGUCAAGCCUCGGCUAGCGUGUACGCCCAACUCAUGCUAAUUUACUGUCUUCAGAAUGAUCUCUUUCAGGCCAAGCUGUUGUGGAAGCGCCUGUCGGAGGAGACCAAACGCGAGCACGCUGAAUUGGCGCAGAUUUGGACGGUGGUCAAGGCACUCAUUCAGGGGGACGGACCGGCUGCCUUUCGCGCUCUGAAUCCCACUCCCGCUUUGCCCACUUACACACAAGAUCUGGCCCAAAAAUUGAUAGCCAAUCUCCGUGCCAGUAACAUGGAAGCUGUGGCCAGAUCUUAUGCCUCCAUCAGUCUGAGCCAAUUUGCUGUCAUGGUUGGCUUGACAGAAGAGGCUGCUCUGGCCUUGGCCCUCUCUCAAUCAGGUUGGCGGCAUGAUCCCACUGAGGGUGCCCUUUAUCCACAAGAGCCCCCACGCUCAGCUCUCAGUCAGACCCCAUCACAGGCCCAACUCCGACAACUUACCAACUUUAUGUCCUUCCUAGAGAAACAAUAAGUCACACUGACCCCACCAAUUACUGGAAAGGCUAAAGGCUUCAUUUUUUUUUCCAUUCAAUUAAACGUGUUCAGAUCUU
Molecule: messenger RNA, 779 nt
Organism: Tigriopus californicus
Lineage: Eukaryota; Metazoa; Arthropoda; Copepoda; Harpacticoida; Harpacticidae
Gene: CSN8
Product: COP9 signalosome complex subunit 8-like
Exons: 4
Coding region: 101-700 (199 amino acids)
Biological process (GO): protein deneddylation; COP9 signalosome assembly
Cellular component (GO): COP9 signalosome
Source: RefSeq, a predicted model, not a curated record